Trichoplusia ni (cabbage looper) is the source of this 4664-nucleotide messenger RNA. Its product is annotated as NACHT and WD repeat domain-containing protein 2. NCBI's taxonomy places the organism in Eukaryota, Metazoa, Arthropoda, Insecta, Lepidoptera, Noctuidae. The transcript is spliced from 25 exons. Bases 281 to 4354 code for a protein of 1357 amino acids. Gene Ontology annotation, molecular function: protein binding. The record is from RefSeq and is a predicted model, not a curated record.
UGCGGGCGGGGCGGGAGGGGCCCGGUGCGGCGGCGGGGGGGAGGGAGACUGCGCAUCGAUUAUUCGGCAGCGAGCGCGCGUCGUGACCGCACGCGCGCACUCCCGCUCAUGUUUACCGCCCGAAACGAUCGCGACGCCGGGAAAUGUUAAAUGAUUACUUGACACUAGAUAUUAGCCGGUUUGGACGCGUGUGUACGUGUUGCAGCUGUGUGUAGUGCAUGAGGUGACGGUGGCGCGGGUGAUGACCAGCUAAGGGCGGCGCGGCCGAGCCGGCGACGAGAUGGGCAACUCGUGCAGUUCGGGGCAGGCACACAAGGACAAGGAUAAUGUAUCACAACACUCUGAGGAGUACACCGUGUCGACUGGCGAUUCGGACAGGUCGAACUGCUGCUCGCGCAGGUCGCCGUCGUACCGCGUCACGAAGCCGUCGAUGGACGCGAGCGCGGAGCCGCAGCCGCUGCCCGCGCACCACCUGCUCGAGCCCUCCUCCUCCUUCAAGGAGAAGCCGCAGCUGAAGGGCCCGCAUCGACCAGUCGGCUCCAGUGUCUCAGACUCGAUCUCCCUGUCUUCGCCGGUGGCAUGCACGUCCCCUCGCGAGGAGUUGGAGGGCCCGCCCAUGCCGAGCGCGGUGUCGGCGCUACCGGAGGAGCACCGCUGCUGCCUGCUCGGCAAGGUCACCGGCGUGCGGGCUCGCAGGCGCCGGGCCAUGCUCAUCUACGUGUGUGCUGCUGACUCGCAGGACUGCUGCGCAGAGAAAGGCGCUCUGCAGUGCGGCGCGGCGGCGCGGCUGCGGGUGCGCGCGCGGCGUCGCGGCUGGCGCGUGCACGUCGCCGACCUGCACUGGCGCUCGCCACUCGAGCAGCAGCGAGACCAUCGGUUCCCGGUGCUGUGUAUCGCUGAGCUAGCUCGGCAAUCGGAGCUGGGCGCGGUGGUCCCGGUGCUGUUCCUGAACUCGGGGCUGGGCACGCCGCUGCUGCCGCACACGCUGGAGUGCGCUGACUUCAAGGCGGCGCUCGAGACUGCCGAGGAGGAGUGCGACAAGGCUCUGCUUAAUAAAUGGUACAGUCUAGACUCGACGACGACGCCGCCGUGCUACCGGCUGGUGCGGGGCGCGCCGGCCCGCUGGCGCCGCGAGAUGGCCAAGACACUGAACGUGCUGGUGCGGACUCUGCCACAGGAGGCCUGUGAUGCCUACCUCACUACUGUGGUCGAACAGGAGGUACAGCACACGGUGCUGAUGAGCGUGGAGGCGGCGCGGCGCUGCGUGUGGGUGUGCCGCGCGGGGGGCGCGCCGCCGCCCGCCGACGCGCCCGACGACACCGCGCACGCGCACGAGCUGCAGCGGAGGCUCAACAACCUGCAGAAGGAUCUCAAGCAACACCUGAGCGAGCGCAACGUGAUCCGCGCGAGUGUCCGCGGGCGUCUGGCGCCGGGCGGCGAGGACAACUACACCGAGGGCGUCAGCAGCGCGCUGGCCGAGCGCCUCGAGGCGCUGCUGGACGCGCUCGUGGCGGACAACGACGCGCCCGCUGGGUACAACGGGAUACCUACCACCUUGUUCGACGAAAUAAACGAACACCUGUCGUUCUGUCAGAAGGCGUCGCAAUGUACCUCCAACAGAGAGAUCACACUCAACGAGCUCAAAACGUACAUAACUGGUGACAGCACAGUACCGCUGGCGUUAAUUGGCGGCGCUGGUUGCGGUAAGGCGACGCUAGUGGCUCGCGCUGUUACUAUGGCGCAUACAUACCAACCAGAUCUCGCUGUUAUUGUCAGGUUCGUAGGUCUAACGCCGCAGUCGAGCAGCUCCCACCAGCUGCUCAAGUCUAUCGUGGAUCAGUGUCAUGUUCUGCUGACCGGGACUGUUUAUAGAGGACGUAAUGACGUGUUCUCCCUGUCGGCGGCGCUGCCGCAGCUGCUGGGCGGCGUGGGGCGCGCGCGCGGGGCGCUGCUGUGCGUGGUGGGCGCCGACGCGCUGCGGGCCGCGCGCUGGCUGCCCGAGAGGCUGCCGCACAACGUCAAGAUGAUCGUCACCGUCACUGAAGAAAAAGACGAGCCGUCCAGCUCAGCCAUCAUGGCGGUGCUGUCGUCGGAGGACGGUCCCCGCGUGGUGCGCGCGCCGCCGGUGGGCGCGGACGAGGCGCGCGCCGUGCUGGUGGCGUGCGCCGCCGCCUACAGCAAGACCGGCGCCGCCGAGCCGCCGCCCGCCGCCGUCAGGGCCGUGCAGAAGUGCACCUUGCCGCUAUACGCUAAGAUCCUGGCAUGGCAGAUCUCGUUAUCAGCAGAAACCUUCACGGAACUGUCCGAACCUGAAACAACUCCAGAGCUGGUGAUCUGUGAGGACUUGGAGGGGCAGCUGACGCAGAUCCUGAUCACCACGGAGGCGGCGCUGGGCGCUGACCGAGUGAAGACCUGUCUAGCGCUGCUGACGGCAUCCAGGAGGGGCCUGGAUGAUACCGAGAUCCUGGAUAUACUGGCUCAUGAUGAACUGUUCAGGAGUGAGGAGACUUAUUUGCCGUGGGCGCCGGCGUCGCUGGUGUGGCCGCAGCUGGGCGCGCUGCUGUCGCCGUGGCUGCGCUGGGACGCGCGCGGCGCGGCGCGCUGGCGGGACGCCGCGCUCGCCUCCGCCGCCAGCGACCGCUACCUGCCCGACGGCGGGCUCGCUGUGCGACACACGCUUAUUGACUAUUAUGAGGGUAAAUGGUACGCAGAAAACGAUCCAAAGAUGGCUGGCCGUCUGGUAUCACAGGAGAACAAGUUUUCUGAGGAAUAUUACAACACACGGAAACUCGACGAGCUGCCGUUCCAGCACUACCACAUAUACAAGGAGCAGCCCGAGACGUUCGCCAGCCAGCCAUACUUCACGCAGCUGGAGUGCGUGCACGACAAGCUGGCGGCCACCGACUGCUGCCACUUCCUCGAAGACAUCGCGCUCGUCCACAUCGACCCCCUACCAGAACACAUCGAAGUACUCAAAGACGUUUUCGAAACCCACUCCUACGCAUUGGAUUACGACCAUCGACAGUUUUAUGGGAGAUUGCGAAUGACAAUGGAGAAACGGCAGCGCAAUGGAAUGCAAAUCAAGAGUAAGAUCGUUCAGGAGUGGAUGAAGGCGGUACGGGAGCCUCCGGUGCCAACCUUCUAUCCGGAGAAUGAAGAUUUCUGGAAGAUCAUGGAUACUAAGGAUAAGCGGGACUUCUCUCUGAGUGAGGGUUUCGACACGAAGACGUAUGAUUUGAUCGUGAGGUUCGAUAGUAGAGGCAAGUUUGUGGCGACCGUGUCUACCGAACGAGAGGAGAUCUGUGUGUGGGAUGUUACCAAAUGCAAGCUGGUGCGGAAGAUGGUGGGAGUGACCCACCCCAUCAACCUGGUUCCGAUCGACGAGUACAACUGCGUGGUGUUGUGUCGCCGAGAGCUCAGGGUUUACAAUCUCGAUCAGGGCACGUUCCUGGUGGCACUGAAAGGCGUGAUGAACCAGAAGAUGCCGUACUACGGGCUGCACGACCCCAAGCACCUGGUCGCGCUCUCCCGGAACCGGAUGUACGUGAAUCUCAUGAACAUUGAGACUGGUGACUGUGUGACCACGUUCAAGGCUGGUGAAGAUAGAUUCCUGAACUCUCUACUGGUUUCGGGUGAUGGAAGGGUGCUGGUCUGCGGUGAUGAGACACAGAAGCCGUUCCCGCUGCUGGUGUGGUCGCUGACGUCACGCAAGCUGCUCUACGACCUGCGGAUACCACACCACGACUUCAUCACCUCCAAGGCUGCUAUCACUUAUGAAGGUUCCUACGUCUGCGUGGUAUCCCGGGAGUUGGACGAGCCGAGCCCGAACUUCAUCGUAGUGUACGACCUGCAGUCCGGUACACUCUUCAAGAAGUGGAAGCCUGGCUGCGACACCGUGGCGUUGGCCAUCAGCUCCGUGGACGGCUGUGUCGUGUCAGGGUUGGCUGAUACCAGGAUACUGGUUUGGGAUCUCGUUACUGGUAACUGUCGGCUGACGCUACGCGGGCACGUGUCCGCGGCCUCACAGCUGCGGCUCGCCAAGGCAGGUGGCGUGCUCAUGUCAGCUGACGACUCCUGUCGAGACCUGUCUGUCAGGCUGUGGGACCUGCACACUGGUAAGCUGAUAGCAGUAUACACACCGCCAGAAAGGAUCACAUCGUGCGAAGUCCUUCUCGGAGGUUCAGUCCUCGCUCUGGCCAUGGAGAACUACAAAGAGGUUCUAUGCGUGAAGCUUCACGGUCCACCCGUCGAGUCAGUGGUCAGUGCCAAGGAGGUGGAAUAUGACGACAGGGAGUAUGGCGACGAGACAUUGGAGGGCAAGGCCUUUGACGUAAAGGGUCUGGAGAACUCAUAGCAGGUCUGAUGAGGCUACUCGUGUUGAUUGGAGAUUCAGGAGCCACUUAGUAUUGCUUUUUAGUUGGAGUCUGGGGUGUAAUGAUAAUGUUUAAGACAUCAAUAGUAUCGAUGGGUCUAUCAUCACUAGAAAAUGUUGCUGUCGAAGAAGCCAAUUCUGUUCCACAUUUAAAUAGUGCUGGUAGGCGCGCAGAUAAAUAAAUCUGUGAUCGCAUGUUACUGGCAUAAAAUAUUCAAAUUCCAAAUCAAGAAUUUUUGAAUAUUUUAUUCAGUUGCAGGAUAAGUCAUAUGGCAAUAUAUGUUAAAAAUUA